Molecule: messenger RNA, 6062 nt
Organism: Cinclus cinclus
Lineage: Eukaryota; Metazoa; Chordata; Aves; Passeriformes; Cinclidae
Gene: MTMR10
Product: myotubularin related protein 10
Exons: 16
Coding region: 28-2334 (768 amino acids)
Source: RefSeq, a predicted model, not a curated record
GCCCCGCCCGGCCCGUCGGCGGCCACAAUGUUCUCCCUCAAGCAGCUCAAACCCACCUUCAAGUCGUACCUUCUGCCUCAGGCUGAUGACAAUAUCGCGUCAGAACCAAGGAUUAAAAAACUGGAACCAGUACUUUUACCAGGUGAAAUUGUGGUGAACGAAGUAAAUUUUGUAAGAAAGUGCAUUGCAACAGACACAAGCCAGUAUGAUCUGUGGGGCAAGUUGGUUUGCACUAACUUCAAGAUUUCCUUUAUUACGGAUGACCCGAUGCCACUGCAGAAAUUCCAUUAUAAAAACCUCCUCCUUGGUGAACAUGAUGUUCCACUCACAUGCAUUGAGCAGAUUGUCACAGUGAAUGACACCAAGAGGAAACAGAAGGUCCUUGGUCCCAACCAAAAACUUAAAUUUAAUCCAACUGAAUUAAUAAUUUAUUGCAAAGACUUCCGUAUUGUCAGAUUUCGUUUUGAUGAAGCAGGUCCUGAAAGUGCAAAAAAGGUGUGCCUUGCAAUAGCUCAUUAUUCUCAGCCAACAGAUCUUCAGCUUCUCUUUGCAUUUGAGUAUGUUGGGGAAAUAUAUCAUAAUCCAGCCAAGAAGGUGAAUGGCAUAGACCCAGGAGGUGGUGGCGGUGGCAUCGGCAAUGCCAGCGGUCAGCAGACUCCUUUGUUUGAAACUUACUCAGAUUGGGAUAGAGAAAUCAAAAGGACAGGUGCAUCUGAGUGGAGAGUGUGCUCAGUCAAUGAAGGUUAUAUGAUCUCCACUUGCCUUCCAGAAUAUUUUGUGGUUCCGUCUUCCUUAGCAGAUCAAGACCUGAAGCUGUAUUCCUACUCCUUCAUUGGGAGGCGAAUGCCCUUAUGGUCCUGGAAUCACCCUAACGGGAGUGCCCUUGUGAGAAUGGCCAACAUUAAAGAUGUAUUGCAGCAGCGAAGAAUUGAUCAAAGGAUUUGUAAUGCCAUAACUCGAAGCCAUCCCCUGAGAAGUGAUGUCUACAAAUCUGACCUGGACAAGUGUCUCCCCAACAUCCAGGAAAUCCAGGCUGCACACAACAAACUCAAACAGCUCUGUGUCAAUGACCCUUUUGAUGAAACUGAAGAGAAGUGGCUGUCCUCACUGGAAAACACUCGCUGGUUAGAGUACAUUAGAGCCUUUCUUAAGCAUUCUGCUGAGCUUGUCUAUAUGAUGGAGUGUAAGCACGUUUCUGUAGUUCUACAAGAGGAAGAGGGACGGGACCUGAGUUGUCUUGCUGCUUCUCUCAUUCAAGUCAUGCUGGAUCCUUACUUUCGAACAAUUGUUGGAUUUCAAAGCUUAAUACAGAAGGAAUGGGUCAUGGCAGGAUAUCAAUUUUUAGAUAGGUGUAACCACUUAAAGAGAUCUGACAAAGAGUCUCCUUUGUUCUUGAUGUUCCUUGACUGCAUUUGGCAGCUGCUGGAACAAUACCCAGCAGCCUUUGAGUUCUCUGAAGUGUACCUGACCAUCCUGCAUGACAGCGCCCGCAUCUCCUUGUUCGGCACCUUCCUCUUCAACUGCCCUCACCAGCGAGUCAAGGAAAGCACUGAAUUUGCUAUAAGCAAAAAUAUUCAGCUGGGUGAUGAGAAGGGCCUCAGGUUUCCGUGUGUUUGGGACUGGUCUCUUCAGUUUGCGAGCCGGGAGCGGCUGCUGUUCCACAACCCGCUGUACAUCGGGAAGAGCGCGCCCAGCGUGCACAACGGGGCCCUCUGGACCUUCAAGCGCUCCAAGAAAAACUACAGCUCCACAUUGCGAGGUGCGCCCCUAGCACUAAAAAACGGAAUCAUCAGUGAGCAGGAGUUCCUUCCAAGGAGAAACUCUCUGAUACUAAAACUGAAGCCGGACUUCUUCCAGCCAGCGGAGGGGCAGAGCCACAGUAUGGAGCAGUACUUCAGAGACUGGUUUGCAAAGCCCGUUGAUUUGCACGGCAUCAUUCUGCCCCAUCUCUCUGGAACACAAAUAAAACUGUGGAAACUCUGCUACUUCCGCUGGGUUCCUGAGGCCCAGAUCAACCACGGGGGCUCCAUCACCGCUUUCCACCGAGUUUCCUUGCUGGCGGACGAGGUGGACAUGUUAAACCGCAGCCUGCGGCAGUGCAAGAGCAAUUCCUCCUGGCAAGGCCACUGCUCAGAACUGGAUCAAAGCAGGAUGUACUUCAGAGCAAAUGGUUUAAAUGACACCUCAGGAACCCCAGACUUUCUCUCCUCCUCAUUCCCAUUUUCUCCUGUAGGGAACCUAUGCAGACGGAGCAUUUUGGGAACACCUUUAAGCAAAUUUUUAAGUGGUGCCAAAAUCUGGCUAUCCACCGAGACGCUUGCAAAUGAAGACUGAGGUGAUGUGGAGGUUUAAAGGCUUGGGGAGAAUACAGCGUAUCAUUUUGUCUUUUCUAACUUAACACUGCUAAAUGCGGCAUUGAAAGCUGUAAUAAUUUUUAUAUACGAACAUUAUGUAAGAUUUGCACAAAUAUUUAAAAGCAAGGCAAGUCAUGCUUCAAAUCGCACAAUUUUGUCUUCAGUAGUUCUCAUCUGCUGGGGCUUCUGCUCCCCCGUUCCUCAUGUUUUUGGGAGCUUGGCUCAUUACAAGUUAUAGAGUUUCAUUAGCAAACUGAAAGGUUUGGUGUGGUUGUUGGUGAGGGUUCUGCUUGAAAUACCUUUGUUCUCCCAGGUAGUGACUGAAAGUGACCCUUUGAUAAAAUAGCUUGGAAAGGCAAAGAUGAACUGACAGCUGAAAUCUGGGAAUACACUACUUUAUCAGACUGUCUCAUCAGGAGUAAUACUUACUUGCAUAGAAUCAAACAUAUUUAUGUUCCAUGACUGAUCACCCUACAUUGUGCUAAUGCAGUGUAUCCAUGGAAGGGGUUGCUCCCUUUUCUUUCUCUCCCCAAAAUGCAUUCAUUAACAAUUAGUCAGAUUUGUGCUCGUUGUCAUGAGCUUGACUUCAGACUGUAGAAAUCCACAUCAGGACAAUGCACUGUUAACCUUAAAACAUUUACUGUAGAUAUGGUAUUGCAGUAGCUUUAGAAGUGCCUUUAAUUGGGAGGAAACAGUAGCAGGAUUACUCUAAUGCAGCUGACACCCCCCCCCCCCCAACUUUUUAAAAUAGAUUGUUGUGGCAAGUUCUUGUUCUAUCCCCUGCUUCCCCCUCUCCAUUUCUGGAAACAGCAGGCAUCCAGAAGAAACAGUGGGUGUUCCCUCUUUAAGGUUUAGCUUGUUUGUAAGUCCCACAAGAUCCUCACCUUUUUAUAAGAGCACCUCAACUACGCAGCAUUAUAUCCCCGCACAGAUCCCAAUCCCUGCCAACCCUCGUUUUUUUGUAGGAUGAAGUGGCUUUCAGCAGAACCCAUACCCGAGCCCUGCUGGAUUCCAGAAAGGAGCACUGGCUCCUCAUUUGCAGUUCCACAAGGGGUGCAGUUGCUGCAGUCACUGGUAGGCAGGUGCUGCAAGAAGAGCAGUGAGUGCUGCCUUCUUUUUGCCCUGCCUGAAGGAAUUCCAUCCAACAGCCUCCCUCUGCUUAAUGCAGCAGCCUCCUUGCUGUUCUGAAACUUUUUAAAAUUAUGCAUCUCCCUGGAUGCUGUGCCAGAAAAGGACUCACAUGGAGAAAGGCAGGAGUGUGAAGAAUUCCAGGAGGUUGGAGAAAUAGUGCCGUGUCAUUUUCAGCUGCCUUCUCUGAACAGCAAGGCUGUAUUAAAUGAUUUCUGUAUAAACAGCAACACUGUUUAUACACUGAGCCUCUAUCCAGGUGUUGCCUCACCAGUUAAGGCACCAAAGGCCUUACACGAUGGACUCAGAGUAUUCUCAGUUUUCUCAGUGGGGAGAAAAGACACUGCAGGAUGGGAACACCCAGUGUAUUCGAGUUUAAAAAAAGGGGAGGGGACAGGAAUUGGAGAUGUUGGUUUGUUUGUAAACUCCAAGUGAUCUUCAGCACAGCCUAAAUCACAAAGUGGGGUUUGGCUGUUCCCUGACCUCCAAGGCAGUGCUGAGCUUGCACUGCUGGGGUUGGAGAGGGAAGUAAGGCAGGGCCAAAUGCAAAGGUGAACAAUGUCAGGGGAGGGCCUUUCCUUUUCUACCUUAUCAAACUUCCAAACCCUGUUCUAUGCAAAGAAGCAGGCACAGGCUGUUGCGACACAAUGCCAGGUGCUUCUGGGCAACUGUUUGUGAGGAAAAACCGUGUAUUCACCUCAAUUGCCUAAUUAUGCUGUAAGAUGAGCUGAGCAUGUUAAAUGGGCCACAAACCAGUUGUGUUUAUUUUCAAGCUUGCUGGAGCAGUCAUCUCACAUGUUUGUAUUAGCUUGCUUUUGCCAUUCCUCUUUUUCUGUUAGCUUACUGCUUUCCCUGGCCUGAUACUUGACAUAAAGACCUCAACCUGUGUGCUUAGUGUCUUUGGUACCAAUUUUUUUUUUCUUUCAGAAUGACAGUUAAAACUAUAGCGUCUCUUUUUUUUGUUUGUUUGUUUGUUUCCUUAAAAGUAUAACUUCUUUGGUUUAAAGGUACCAAAAAUGUGUAAAUAAAUUAGUCCACAAAAGCAGCUGAUGAAAUUAAAAAAUGUUUAGGCUAGCACCCCUUGAGGAAAAAAAAUGGGUACUAUAUUUAAACAGAAUUGUCUUUUAUAAGAUUUCAGACAUUUUUGCAUUUCAUUUCUAAGAUGUGUACAGAUGCUGCACAGGGUCUUUGUAUUUUAUAUAUAUAGUAUAGGAGAGGGUUAAAAAUAAUAUGCCUUUAAAAGAAACAAAACCUGUCGAAAUAUCUAUUUGCCAGUUGGACUUAAAAAGAAACUUUAUACCAUUCCAGAAAGGGAGUUAGGUAAGCAGAGGCUGAGAGGGGGCACCUCCUGCAGAGAGGAAGGGAUCUGCCUUUCCCUGGACUUGAAGGCAAAGCUCUUGCUUGUGUCACCUGGCCUUACUGAGGAGUCUGAGCAGCUGCUGUGUCUGGGAGUGAGCGUGUGCCUGUGGAUGCUGCUGCUUCCUUGGAGUUAAACAGCUCAAUACUUUCUGAUUCACUUUGGAAAGACAGGUACCAAGUGUUGAUUUUGAAAUAUUCUCCACUCUGCAUAGUUGCCUUAUCAAGUCAGUAGGGACUGUUCUGAGUAUCUCUAAUAACUUUCAAAAGCAAUUUUGGGGUGUGAGUAUGUAUCUAACUUCUGUGUACAGAAUACUGACAUGCAAGCUGUAUAUAUAUAUGUCUGUGUAUAUAUAUGUACACGUAUUUUCAAAUUUUCAUUUCUGUUUGCCAUUUACAACAAGAUACUGUUAAAUGCCAUUGUUGUGUUGGAAGAGUAGAAAAGCUACCAAGCAGCUCAUCCUUUUGUGUCUGUAGAAAAUGUGCAUUACUGCAGCUGUUCCUGAGUCGUGAGUGUGUACCACACAGGGGGAGCUCUCUGGCUGCUGCUGUGGUUGCUGAGCCCCAGUGCAGCAGCUGGGCUGAGUGCAGGGCUGGGGCUGCAGUGGCACCUCAGCCUCGGGGCACUGCCCUGUGUCACACGUGUCCUGCCUCCAGAAAUGCACUGAGAACUGUGUUUGUGUGUGUCUGCCCAGGCCUGCACCCGUGCUUCAUGUGCACUUGCCUGCAAUACCACUCUGAUCAAUUAAUUGCCUUGUGUUUUAAUGAAAAUGUAGCAAGCUGGGCAAACCUUUCAGCUUAUUCUCAGAUGGAAAGAUAUUAAAACCAAAAAACUUCUAACAUGUAUUUAAGUAAAGGACAAAAUCUUAAAUUUGCCUCUAACCAAGAGACAGAAAUCUGUACCUCAAAUUGCUCUAGCCAGUAGGUUUCUAAUGCUGUUGCUGUGAUGGUUUAGAGUUCACCAUUUCAAUUGAAACUAAAACCUUUGUGCCUGAUAAUUAUUUACUGAGUAAAGCAGCAGUGGCAGAAAGAUUAUAAGAGCCUGAUGCUGAGUUGUGAAUGUGAAGUAAAUUAGAGUCCAUAAAAGUUUGUACCUUUCCACACUUUCAGGUGGUUUUCUUUCCCUUCCCCUAACAAAAAAUAAAUCGUGUGUGUGUGCGUGUUUUUUUCCAAGAAUAGCGUGGACUCUGUGCUACAGAAAGAUGAUUAAUAAAAAUGAUGUGC